CACGACCACACGACACCCACCCCAACGCCCGCAGCCUGCUCACGGCCUGCCUGCUUGCCAUGGCUGCCCGCCGUCGCUGACCCUCUGUCCGUCCGCCCUCUGCGUCGCCUGCCCCGCUGCUCCACUGCCGCUCCACUGCCGCUCCACCGCCGCUCCACCUCCACCACCGCCCACCAUGGCCACGGCUGCCGGCGUUGACAGAGGCACCGGCCAGCGGCUCGGCCAUGCCGUCAUCAUCGUCGCCGGCGUGUGCGCUCUGGUGUCGAGCCUGGUCAGCUUCAUAGCUGUAUGGCUGCAGACCAAGAACUACCGCAAGCCGCUGCUGCAACGAUAUGUCGUGCGCAUCCUGCUCAUGGUGCCCAUCUACGCUGCUGCCUCAUGGGGCAGUCUGAUGUCUGUCCAGGCAGCCUCCUUCAUCGACCCUCUGCGCGACAUCUACGAGGCCUUUACCAUCUACACCUUCCUGCAGCUCCUGAUCAACUUCAUUGGCGGCGAGCGCGCUCUCAUCAUCCUAAUGACCGGCAGAGCCCCCGUAUCGCAUCCCUGGCCCAUGAACUUGGUGCUGCCCAAGCUCGACAUCUCCGAUCCCCACACCUUCCUCGCUGUCAAACGCGGCAUUCUCCAGUACACCUGGGUCAAGCCUUUACUCGCCCUGGCCGGCGUCAUCAUGAAGGCAACCGGCGUCUACAAGGAGGGUUACAUUGACGUCUCUUCUGGCUACUUCUGGGAGAGCUUCAUCUACAACGUUAGCAUCACAGUAUGUCUGUAUGCGCUUGCUAUGUUCUGGGUGUGCAUGACAGACGACCUGAAACCUUUUCGACCCAUGCCCAAGUUCUUGUGCAUCAAGGGCAUCAUCUUUGCAUCCUACUGGCAGGGCCUCUUUCUCUCCAUCCUCGUGUACCUGGGCGCCAUCCCGAACGACGUACCGGGCUACAGCGUCGACAAUCUCGCUACCGCCAUCCAAGAUGCCCUCAUCUGUUUCGAAAUGCCACUCUUCGCACUGGCCCAUUGGUACGCUUUCUCGUGGCACGACUAUGCCGACAACACCAUCUCAGCUGCCCGUCUACCCGUCAAGUAUGCUUUACGUGAUGCUUUCGGGCCUCUGGAUCUUAUCCAGGAUACCAAAGACACCUUUGCCGGCAAAAAGUACGACUACCGCCACUUCGAUGCGCGAGAUAACGUCCUGGCUCACGAAGAGUCAUCAUCUCGUGCCGCGCGUAUGAAGGAGGGCAUGAGGUACGAGAGAAACGGCAAGGGCAAGUAUUGGAUACCGAAGCCGGGCCAAGCAUCCGAGCAUGAACCGCUUCUGAACAAGGUUUCCCAUGGUCGAGCCCGCGCCAUGAGUCCUGGUCCGCGCCGUGCGCUAGAGAGCAGCAAUUACGGCACCCGAGAAGAAUUUGACGAGCCAACGCUGGAGCCUGAAGAUGAAAGACUUUUCGACAAUGCACGUGCGUUGGAGUAUGGCGACUGGAAUUACCCAGUCAUCGAGGCCCAUCGUGCUAGGCGCGAGGACCGCUUCACAACAGAACCUCCUAUCAUCACUGCUUCAACCAACAGAAACUUCCUUCAACCUACCGCCGACAAUAAACGAAGACGGAAGAGCCAGAUCAAGAAGAUUCAAGACGACAAAGGUAAGCACGACAAAGGCAAACAACGGAGUGACUCUUCCAGCAAUGGCCACUCGCGAGUUCCUGUAGUCGGCAACUUGCUACGCCAAAAGUCUUCGUCCGCUUCAUCUACGAAGUCUGAUAAGAGCCAACUUGUCGACCUCGUGGUCGAGGAUCACGAUGCCGAGGAGGUCGACCGCAUCCGUGCACGCAAGGAAGGCGGCCCUGCCUGGAAUGAAGUGGAGAACAAGCACUUUGUGCACACGUACCCUCAAGAUGGCCAAGCUGAGGAGGUUCGCGAGGGCUUCGAACCUGACGUCCCUGAAGCGCACAAUCCUGAGCGCGUUCACAACCUGGAUUAUCCAUUCCGGGUAGGUAGCGAUGAAGAGGAUGGGGACAAGGACUUUAAGCCCCCUGUUAACGAGCAAGCCGAGCGUUGGGAAACCCGCGACUACAGUAACACUGAUGAUGCCUCGGACGCCGCGAACAGACCCCACCAAGACCGACCUAGUCCCAAUUACGGUAGCUUCAGAGAAGAGCGCAAUGUCUGGGGUCAAGACUGAGGUUAGGCGUGCUGUUCAUAUUACGAAUGCUUGUUUCGUCAAUUUGCAUGUAUACUGUGUUUGCAACAUGCGUUUGUGGGCAGUUAUAUACCCUUACUUUGUACAUGUUGGAGUUGGUCUGUCUUCUGCUGUCGAUAUUAUGGCGUCGUAGCGAUGAAAAUUACCGUUCAAUGAAAUUCGCAUGCCAGCUAGCAAUUUACAAGUCGAG
Messenger RNA from Boeremia exigua, 2378 nucleotides. Its product is annotated as organic solute transporter Ostalpha-domain-containing protein. The record is from RefSeq and is a predicted model, not a curated record. Bases 176 to 2170 code for a protein of 664 amino acids. The transcript is spliced from 5 exons. Gene Ontology annotation, biological process: transport. Gene Ontology annotation, molecular function: transporter activity. Lineage: Eukaryota; Fungi; Ascomycota; Dothideomycetes; Pleosporales; Didymellaceae.